CUCCUUCACUUCGCCCUCCAGUGCCCGCGGCUGCAGCAGCGCGGCCUCCGCACGGCCCGACCCCGCACCGGCCCCUCUCCGCCACCAGCCCGACACACGCAGCUCCAAUGGCGAUUCCUCCGUCAUACGUAGACCUUGGCAAAUCUGCCAGAGAUAUCUUCAAUAAAGGAUAUGGUUUUGGGUUGGUGAAACUGGAUGUGAAAACAAAAUCUGCAAGUGGAGUGGAAUUCACAACAUCUGGUUCAUCGAACACAGACACUGGAAAAGUGAAUGGGAGCUUGGAGACCAAAUACAAGUGGGCUGAGUAUGGGCUGACUUUCACAGAAAAAUGGAACACAGAUAACACUCUGGGAACAGAAAUUGCAAUUGAAGAUCAGCUUGCCAAAGGCCUGAAGUUGACAUUUGAUACAACUUUCUCACCAAAUACAGGAAAGAAAAGUGGUAAAAUUAAGUCAGCUUACAAACGUGAAUGCGUAAACCUAGGUUGUGAUGUUGACUUUGAUUUUGCUGGACCUGCAAUCCACGGUUCAGCUGUCCUUGGUUAUGAAGGCUGGCUUGCUGGUUAUCAGAUGACUUUUGAUAGUGCCAAAUCAAAAUUGACAAGAAAUAAUUUCUCUGUGGGUUACAAGACUGGAGACUUCCAGCUGCACACUAAUGUCAAUGAUGGUUCCGAAUUUGGUGGGUCAAUUUACCAAAAAGUGAGUGACCAUCUUGAAACUGCUGUAAACCUGGCUUGGACAGCAGGCAGCAACAGCACUCGCUUUGGCAUUGCAGCUAAAUACAAGUUGGAUUCCACUGCUUCUAUCUCGGCAAAAGUGAACAAUUCUAGUCUAGUUGGAGUGGGUUACACCCAGACGCUGAGGCCAGGUGUGAAGCUUACACUGUCUGCCCUGAUAGAUGGAAAGAGCAUCAAUGCUGGUGGCCAUAAACUUGGUCUUGGCCUGGAAUUGGAGGCUUAAAAAGGUGAAGAAACUGCUGCAGAGAAGGGAUAUCAGAAGAAUUUGGCCUUAAAAUGUAUUUCCAAUGUGACCAGCAGGCUUUUUUUUUCCAAGAAGGAUGACCUAGAACAAGAGCUGUAUUUGAAGUAUUUAGACAGUUACUUGUUAGCUGGUUUCUAGUUAAAUUGGUUACCCAUCUAGUUAAAAUUCUGCAUUAGUGCAGUCACUUAAACAUUAUUUAAAUGUAUUUAACUGUUUAAUGCGCUACCCACAAAUAAUGAAAUAGACAUUUAUGAAAACUGUACAAUUGUGUGCAUGUUUGUUUUUAUGUUCCUUUUAACAUUCGAUAUUGCCAUUGAAUGAAAAAUGGAUCAGUGGAUGUUUUGAAAUGAGGUCAACAAUUCUGUUGAAUCACCUGAAGUAGAAAUAUAUUUGGUAUCCCAAGACAAAUUAUGAAUAAAACAAGUACACACACAUACUUGUGCCUCAGAUAUUUUAAGAGUCAAGAUAUGAGGGUAGUGCUCAGUUAAGUUUUAAGUAAUCCAAGAAGUAGUGCUCUGUACCUCUGUGCAAUUAAGGACCCCCACCCAUGACAAUACUGAGUAUAGGUGAACAGUUGGAUUCCUCAAGGAAGUUGAAUGUGCUUUUCUGUCAGGUAAGGUUUGUCGUGACACAAUGGUUUAAUUCCCCCUGUGUUCCACAGGCAAGAUGUACUGUGUCCCUAGUUGGCCUCCUGAUGCAAAGAGUGCAGAUCAAUGUACUUGGCACACUGAGACAUAUAAAAACUGCUCCUUAAAAAACCUCACCACAAACACACCUUUGCUUAUACUUGUAUGAAGUGAGAUGUAUCUCUGCAAUUGAAUGUAACAGUGUAAUGGUUUAACAGCCUGCUUAUCCCAACUGCUGUGAGAGGUUUCUGCUUAAAAUGACUGAAAUAAAGACAAUUUUAAAUGGAGAUGGAGGAAAAUGCAUCUGAUCUUGCUUUCCCUUUAACAAAUAAAUCCUGGCAGGUAUCUGUUUUAAAUCUAGAAACAUACAGAAUAAUGGGAAAACUCAUGUUUUUCCAGGAUAGUAUUGAGAGAGAAUGAGGGAUAUUUGGUCUGUGAACCUAACAGCCCCUAAGGUCAAACAUAACUAGCUAACUAGCUGUGAAUGCUUUUAAUGUGGAAUAUAUUAAAUACAUGUAGUUGCACUGCUUAUGUUUUAAGAAUGGUGACCUACUGAGUUCAGGAGAGUGCCAGGAGCCCACUUAGAGUCUCUCAGAGCUGAGAAGUGUCUCUUGAUAGUCUCUCAGUCUGUGGUUCACAGCAGCUUCCUUCAUAGGGCAGGUGGCUGGCUUUUGAUCAGAGAGCUUUCUCUGGUUUGAUACUGGAUUACACUUACUGCCCAUAAAAGUCCCAGUGAUUUGCUCAAGGCCUUGUUCCAUCCCCCACUUGCCCUCUUACUGAAAUUCUCACGUGAAGUACUUCAUUGUGAACUGCCUGUGUUUAGGCUUUAGCCGUGGAGUAGCUGAGCGUCUUUGCAGAAGACAGAGCAGAGCUCAAGCUUCCAGCUCAGGCUCUUGAGCAGGCUUACCAGUGUGUUUGACUAGUUUUCUUACUCGGAAGUACAAACACUUUAUCAUGUACUACUGUUGUCACUAAAUGCCCUCUCCUGAGGAGCAUUUCCACCUCUUACUGGUGGAAGAAGCAUGUAAGGUGCAAUUUGUUGCUCUCAUUGCAUGUUAAGGUCCGUAAUACAUAUUUUCAGUUUGAGGUGUUUUUAUGUGCUAGACCACAUAAAAGCUGGAGACCACGCAGCCAGUCAUUGAAUUUUAGUACCUAUUCUCUUUUUAGUAUAACCAUCUUUGUGUGCCUGUAUGCAUUGUCCAGCUGUAGCACCCAGGCAAAUAAGGGACUGCAUCUUUUGCUUAUGAAUGAUGCCUUGUUUGCAUCCUUAAACCAGCGUAGCUGCAAUACUGAUGUUUCUCAGCUUUUGAUAGGACUGUAAUGGUCUGGCAGUAAUUUUAUUUUUUUUUUGGUAGUGGUAUUUUGUAGGUUUUGGGAUUUUUUUGUUUUUUUAGAAACAAGUACUCUAACCCUUUUCUUCACUACCUGUUCCUCUAGCUGUUUUUUCCCUGAGGUCACAAAAUGGAUAAGUGAAAUAAAAGCACAUAUUGCAGAGUUUCUCUUCCACUCUUACAAAUGAGUAAUGGAAAACUUGAACCUACUCAUUUUACUCUCUUUUUAUGUGCGUGACUUUACUAGUCCUCAGCCUUUAAACCUUAAGUAGUGUUAUUUGUUAUAAUGCUGAUAGGCAACUGGAGAAAUAAAGGGCUCUGCAGUAGUUAAGAGAACUGUGAAAAUAUGAGAUUUCCUAAUAUAUUCUGUCAUAAAUCACUACUUUGAGCAUGAAAAGGAAGUUCAGUGUCUAUUUCUUGACAUCUGUCAAGGCUUAUAAAAAUGGCCUUCAAACUUUCUUUUCAACUGUUACAGAAGCUGGUGGUGUAUUUGAGUUUUGUGGUAAGCGAUGUUGGUAGUUCCAUUUUAUUAAAACAUGUAAAAAGCCUUAAUUAUAACUUUCAGUGCCAGACAGCCUUUGCUCAGGUGUCAUUCUGAAUAAAAAAAUCCACUUGAGAUAACCAAUGACCAGAACAUCAUUCUCCAUCUUGUUUGUGUGAACUGUAGCAUUGCAUUUGGUACAGCUGGAAUAGGGGUUGUCUGUGUAUAUUGCAAGGGGACUUAAUCACGCUUUCAUAAAUAAAAAUCCUUUCACAUGA
Molecule: messenger RNA, 3696 nt
Organism: Neopelma chrysocephalum (saffron-crested tyrant-manakin)
Lineage: Eukaryota; Metazoa; Chordata; Aves; Passeriformes; Pipridae
Gene: VDAC2
Product: voltage dependent anion channel 2
Exons: 9
Coding region: 108-959 (283 amino acids)
Biological process (GO): monoatomic anion transmembrane transport
Cellular component (GO): mitochondrial outer membrane
Molecular function (GO): voltage-gated monoatomic anion channel activity
Source: RefSeq, a predicted model, not a curated record